AUUGCAUAGAUUUCAUUUGUGCUUUCACGUUUUAGAAUAUUGCAAUGGGUCUUCUAGUUAAAAUUGUGUUUCUAGCCUGUGUGCUAGUGGCUACAGCUAAACCAUUAACCGAAGAAGAACGACAAUCAAUGAUUAUGGAGCUAGUUGGAAAGUGUAAAAGUGCGGAAGGGGCUUCUGAUGCUGAUGUCCAGGGGGCAAUGGCACAACAACCUCCAACAACUCGUUCAGGUCAAUGCUUCCAUGCCUGUAUGAUGGAGACUCUUGGUGUCAUGAUAGGUGGCAAGUUAUCAGCUGAAGGCAGCGCAAGAUUAGCCGAGGGAUCCGGCGAUCCGGAAAAAAUUAAAAAUUCCGAAGCAAUAACCAAAGAAUGUAUUUCGGUUGGUGGGGGUGAACGAUGUGAGAGUGCAGCAGCUAUAGUUGAUUGUGUCGCCGCUGCAGCUGCUAAACUCGGUAUUGAUCCUACUAAAGAUUUAAAUUAAAAUUUUCACGUGAUGUUUACUUGAAUAGCCAAUAUGAAAAUGUCUGUUCUUCGAGGAA
Bradysia coprophila is the source of this 537-nucleotide messenger RNA. RefSeq names its product general odorant-binding protein 28a-like. Gene Ontology annotation, molecular function: odorant binding. The record is from RefSeq and is a predicted model, not a curated record. Gene Ontology annotation, biological process: sensory perception of smell. NCBI's taxonomy places the organism in Eukaryota, Metazoa, Arthropoda, Insecta, Diptera, Sciaridae.